Messenger RNA from Phyllotreta striolata, 1614 nucleotides. The record is from the annotation of a GenBank genome assembly. Lineage: Eukaryota; Metazoa; Arthropoda; Insecta; Coleoptera; Chrysomelidae.
AUGAUACUUUUGUAUUUCUCAUAUUAUUUGUCAUAUACAAAUUUAUUUUUCUCUGCGAAAUUGGUAAACGAUUACAAUUUUCAGAUAGAUCCUUGCAGUUUAAAGUAUUUCGAUUUUAAUGCUAGCAAACCGGAGAAAUUUUGUAGACUGAGGGAAGAUCUCUUUGACCAAAGAUUAUGGAAUUAUGUCGCUGGUUACCAAUGCUACUGCUACACAAACCCCAAUAGGUUCAAUAGAAAAUACGCAGUAAAUGUACUUCAUCAGAUCGACAUCAACGGUGACAAGGUGAAUGUCCCCGGUGUUUUGUUACCCAACAAUAUCACAAUAAACUUCGAUUACACCGACGAGGCAAGUUUGCGAUACAUCCGUAAAUCGUUCAAAAACAACAUCGUCUUCGACAAUUACAUGAGAUGCUGCAGGGAAGCGGAAAACUGCUGCAACAACGAAAUGAACAACGACAACAUCGAUAACAGCGAAACGUACUGUUCUGCUAUUUGGGACGCUUGGACUUGCUUUCCACCGACGAAAGUCAACACGGUCGCCAGAUUGCCCUGCUCCAGCCAAGCUUACCAAGACCCUGACGAAGUUUGCACUUUAGAAAGCGAAAAAGAAUGCAUAACGAACAGCCGAGGAUCCGCCGAAUGGGUCCAACAGACCGAUUACACGGUGUGCGCCAUAGCCCCCGUAUACGAAGGUCGCUACACCUUCCACAUAAUCUUCCUCAGCGUCUGCAUCGCCAUCUGCGUGCCCGCCAUCGGCGUAUUCUUCGCCUUCGACAAGCUGCGGAAGACCAUCAGGGUGGUCCUGCACAGGAACCUGCUGAUAGCGAUCUGCGUGCGGAACGCCUUCACCAUCAUGUCCAAGGAGCUGGUGCUGUUGGACCAGCUGAAGGGCUCGACGGAGAGCCACCACCGGAUGGAGCAGAACGGCGCCGGUUGCAGGACGCUGGCGUUCCUGGAGGCGUCGGCGGUGAAUUCGAUCUACGCCUGCAUGUUCCUGGACGCGUUCUACUUGCACAAGGUGAUCGUGAGGGCGUUCGCCAAGGAGAUUAGAAUGGUGUACGUUUAUAUCGGUUUGUUUGCGAUGACUUUUACGUUCAGCAUUUGUUGGGCAAUAUCGAUGGCCGUGAAAAAGGCCGAAAAUUGUUGGAUGGUCGACGUGGACGGUUUGCAAUGGACUUUAGAUGGUUACAGGAUUGCCGUUCUAAUUAUAAACACGUUUCUGCUAAUGGAUAUCAUGAGAGUUAUGCUGUGUAAAUUGAAGCACGGCAGUCUCACCAAACAAACCAUAUCAGCCUUCAAAGCGACCAUUAUUCUAAUACCUCUGUUCGGACUGCACAUCAUUGUUACUGCAAAGAAAAUCGUCUACGACGAUUCCUGCAAAGCAGAAGACCUCUACAACAAAGCCAGAUAUUCCAUGGAGGCCAUGCAGGGCAUAAUUGUAUCAAUAAUUUUCUGUUACGCCAAUCAAGAGGUUCGAAACGAGCUCAAAAAUGGUUACAGGAAAACGUGCAUUUUCCUGAAUCAAAGAUUCGGUUGGAACGUGGGAAAUGAUUUGUUAUACGAUAGAAGGAGGGCAACUACAGCUACUUUUGUGCAGGAAGCUAAUUUUUGA